Molecule: messenger RNA, 1590 nt
Organism: Racocetra persica
Lineage: Eukaryota; Fungi; Glomeromycota; Glomeromycetes; Diversisporales; Gigasporaceae
Source: the annotation of a GenBank genome assembly
UAUUUUACACUAUCCGGAUUAAAAACCGACAUUGGUGACCUGGGUUCUACAGGAUGGGGUUGGGUGAUCGUGGUCAUCUUAGUUGCUAUGGUUGGCAAAAUUUUUGGUUGUACUAUUGCUGCCAAAGUUUCUGGAUUAAAUUUCAGAGAAGCUUUAACGGUUGGAAUUUUUAUGAAAUUAAUUAUUCUCAAUGUUGGUUUUGACGCAAAAAUUAUAAAUGUUAAGGUUUUCUCAAUCAUGGUUGUCAUGGCUCUCACAACGACAUUCGUCACAACUCCACUUGCUACUUAUUUGUACCCUAUUCAAUACCAAAGGAAAAUGGAACGCAAACGCGCUAAAGAAGAUCUUGAAUCACCUGAGGAUUUACCACAUUCAAAACAUCUCAGAUUGUUGGUUGUAUUGAGCAAAGUUGAAAAUCUACCAGCCAUGAUAACUUUUGUACAACUUUUACAACCUAACAAGGUUGAUUCUCCCAAAUCUCCUUUAAAAAUUUCCGAUGAAAAUUCUGAGCCAGAUACAACUAAAGUUAUUAGACCUAUGAAUGUUCAUGUUUUACGUUUUGUCGAGCUUACGCAACGUAUGUCAGCGGUUAUGAAGUUUAAUGAAAUUUCGGAAACUAUUUUACAUGAUCCGAUCAUGAAUACGUUUUCUGCACUUAGUCAUGUUAGUUCGGUAAAGGUCGAUGCCAAAUUAUCUGUUUCUGCUCAAAAGGACUUUUGUCAGGAAAUUACUGAUAAGGUACAGGAUGCUGACAUUAAUCUAGUAAUACUUCCAUGGAGUGGUGCUGGUGAAAUAGUAGACACGCCAAUUGAACAUAAAGAUCAUGCACCGCGCGAGAAAAAAAGCACAAGUCCACAGGUUGCAGGUUUUGUUCAGGACGUUUUUAAUGCGGCAACAGUUUAUGCAAACGUAGGAGUGUUUGUGGAUCGUGGCUUUGGUAGCACUGACAACACACGUGCACUUCCUAAUCCUAGUGGUUAUCUUAAUAUUUUUGUACCUUUCUUUGGUGGUGCUGAUGAUCGUGAGGCACUCACUUUCACUUUUAGAUUACUUGAAUAUCCAAAUGUCAAUAUAACUGUAGUGAGAGUAAUAAAAUCUGAAAAACCUACCGACAACGAUGUCACUUUAUUAAAAUCUGAUGCCCAAUCCGAGAUUAGCAAUGUAGAUGACGAAAAAGAUCGACCUCCGCUUGAUCGACAAAUUUCAACCAUUUCUAUUAGUGAAGCUGUAGCACAUAAGGAAAGUGAAGAGGAUGAAUCAUUUUUAGAAACGCAUUUAAAAUCGAAAUCUGGAUAUCCUGCACAAAAUGCACGUAUUAGUUACCAAGAAAUUUCUUCUUAUACACCAAUACAAACUGCUGUUGAACGUGCCAAAGAAAUUGUCAACAGAAAAGAUUUAGUUGUUGUAGGGCGUAGUCGUCAUUCUCAUGCGAAUGAACGUCAUCACCAUUAUGAAUUUAGGGAAUUAAUUAAAAAUUUAGGAAAUUAUGGCAACGAUACACAUAAAUCUUUAGGCUAUGUUUCCGAAGCAUUUUUAGUUGGAGGUGUUAUGGCAAGUCUUUUGGUGUUACAAGCAAAGCAAACAAAAUGA